This is a messenger RNA of Ostreococcus lucimarinus CCE9901, 1467 nucleotides long. RefSeq lists its product with no specific name. Lineage: Eukaryota; Viridiplantae; Chlorophyta; Mamiellophyceae; Mamiellales; Bathycoccaceae. Gene Ontology annotation, molecular function: glycosyltransferase activity. Bases 1 to 1467 code for a protein of 488 amino acids. The record is from RefSeq and is a predicted model, not a curated record. The transcript has a single exon.
AUGCGCGCGCGCGCCCUCGCGCUCGUCGCGCUGCUCGCGCGCGCAUCCCUGGCGUUCGCCGACCUCGACGACGCGAGCGAACGACGCGAGAUCGAUGACUAUCACUACGUCUUUUCCGCCGAUUGCCAACCGUACAUGACUUGGCAGGCGCGCGCGCUGUAUGAGUCGUGGCGCGCGAUUGGCAGCCCUGGACGCAUGACGCGAUUGAUAUCGUGCACGGAUGACGAGUACGCGCGGUACGAACACAUGGACGUGGUGCCGGACACGGUCAAGUGCCCGUCGUUCGUGUGGUACGCCAAGGAAAAGUUUGGGGACGACGACGGAUACUCUGCGUAUAACUUGCCGGGAGGGAUGAAUCAUUGGGCGCAAAACGUCGGCACGGAUCGAAAGUGGGUGGUGAAGCUAGACGCGGACAUGUUGUUGCUAAAACCGCUGAGCGUGAGAGAGAUUCCAGCGAGCAAGGGCGUCGCCGCGAGCGGUCAAUACGAUUAUCUCGUCGGCACGAAGAACGGAAUGGCCAAGUGGUUCGUGGACGAGGAGGUGGAGAAAAGGCUCGCGCCCGUGGGUGGGUGGGAGAUAUUUGACGCUGAAGAUUUUGUGAACAUGACGCCGCACUGGUUUGCGCAAACGGUGAAGGUGCGCAUGGAUAAGAGGAUUUGGUUUCCGUAUCGCGGCACCGGCGACGUGUACGUCUCCGAGGAAUCGCCAAGGCCGUGGAUUUCGGAAAUGUACGGGUUCGUCUUCGGUUGCGGGUUGGCGGGGUUGACGCACAACGUGAUGCGAUCCGUACAGCUGUACGCAGGUAUGAAGCCGUGGGAUGAGGCAAGCGCCGACCCGUUCAUCGUGCACUACGGUUUGAGGAUGGACGAGGGCCCGUACUCGUGGGAUAAACAUUGGGAGCCUGGGCACUUGGAGCGUAUGACGUGCGCCACGCGAGAUGUGGAACCGUUCCCCGUUGUGCCUUACCCGAAGCGCCCGAGCGCGCACGCGUUGCAGCAAGAGCGUCACAAUUACAUCAAGGUGAAAAUUAUGUACAUCACGGUGUCGGCGAUCAACGACGCAGUGAAAAAGUACAACGAUGAGAAAUGCGGGCGGGGCGCUCGUAGUCAUCGAGUCGAAACAAAGUCGUUGCCGAUAAUACCUAAAGGAAGAGACGUACCGAUGAAGCCAUCGCGAGAGGAUCCUAAGGUGAAACCCAGAAUGACGCAAAAGCCGACGCCAGUCCCGGUGAUGCAUCGAGCGGAGCGUGCGGGUGACGCCACAGAGCGUCUGUUAGCGAGGAAAGCCACGUUAAAAGUCGAGCGAGAAAUUGCGCACGAAGAACGGAUGCAUCGCAUGUGGACGAUGGGAAGCCUUACUUGGGUCGUUGGCUUUUGCGUCAUCGUGUAUCGCUUCGUUCGAACGAAGACGAGGCAACGCAGCGAACAGCGACGACGACGCGAAACGAACCCGUUUCGGGAGGUUUAG